AUGGACGCUGACAGGAUGAAGAGGAUGGAGCGGGCCAGGUUACCAGAGAGAAAGAGAAGAAGGCUGACGUUGAAGGAAGAGAGAGCAACCUCAAAGGGAGGAAAUGAAGCAAUGGAAGGAUUGUCCUAUCAGUCUGAAAUAGGACUUUCUGUCAAUGAUAAAGAAGAUAUAGAAAGUAUCCCUGAGCCUGUGCCAAAACCAAGCUUUUGCUCCUCCACAAAGUUGAAGCACUGCCCUUCACCAAAUGUUGUCAUUUUAGAUCUGGAAACCACUGGCCUGAUUCAGCAUGGCAUUGUGCCCCACAUCACCCAGAUUGCUGCUGUAAAUAGGAAUAUAAAGGAGCAGUUCUCCAGAUAUGUGGCUCCAGACCUGCCCAUUACACCAAUGGCGGAAAAGGUCACCAACAUAACCUGGAGUGGUGGAGUUCUAUGUUACCGUGGUGAGCCAGUUGAUUUUGUGAGAGUAAAGUCGGCACUGGAGGGUUUCUUGGAGUGGUUAGAGAAAUUUCCCAGCAUAGUAAUGGUAGCACACAAUGGCCGAACAUUCGAUUUUCGAGUAUUAUGCAGGGCAUUUCAUAGAUGUGGUUUGCAAGAGAGAUUUUGCUCUAAUGUUGCAGCAUUUUGUGACUCGCUUACUCUUUUCAGACAAAAGUACCCUAAACUUGAUAAGUAUAAGCAAGAAUUUCUGGCACAGCAUUUUUGUGGUCAUACUUACAAUGCCCAUAAUGCUCUUGAUGAUGUUGUCAUGCUAGAUGAAAUUAUUGAAGCAGGACUUAUCUCUGUUUCAGACUUUAAAAAACAUUCGUAUGAUACAGAUUGCCAAUUUCUUCAAGAAGAAUUUAAUUCUUGUAAAUCAAAAAAUGUUGCUUCACUUCGCCCUCUUAUUGGUGAAAAAGUAAUGAAAUCCUGCACGGUAGAAAAUAUUGCUGGAUCUGGACUGAAUCUGGGUCAUUUGAGACUGAUAUUCAAGAGAAGUGGUGAAGAUGGACUGGUUAAUGUGUUUUCUAUGAAAAAUAGUUUAGCUUAG
Molecule: messenger RNA, 1026 nt
Organism: Saccostrea cuccullata (small rock oyster)
Lineage: Eukaryota; Metazoa; Mollusca; Bivalvia; Ostreida; Ostreidae
Product: DNA polymerase III PolC-type-like
Exons: 4
Coding region: 1-1026 (341 amino acids)
Biological process (GO): DNA catabolic process
Cellular component (GO): cytoplasm
Molecular function (GO): nucleic acid binding; 3'-5'-DNA exonuclease activity
Source: RefSeq, a predicted model, not a curated record